This is a messenger RNA of Rhizophagus irregularis DAOM 181602=DAOM 197198, 1194 nucleotides long. The record is from RefSeq and is a predicted model, not a curated record. NCBI's taxonomy places the organism in Eukaryota, Fungi, Glomeromycota, Glomeromycetes, Glomerales, Glomeraceae.
AUGCCUCGUACUAUAAAACCUCGUGGUAUCAAAUAUAGUAAAUCACGAGCAUUUACUCGCAAUACUGAAAUUCCAAUACUUCAACCUAUAUUUCUUGAACAAACUUAUGAUUCAAAUCCUACCGAAUUUAAUUUGCAACAAAGUGAUGAUGAUGAUGUUAAUGAUGAUUUUAUUGAUGAAAGUAUACCUGUUGAUAGUGAUGAUAGUAUUUAUAGAGAAAAGCAAACUCGUUUGAAUAAAUCCUGGCAGUCAAUUCGUGUUCAACUUAAAGAAGUGUUAAUUGAGUUGGAAAGUCAUUCACAAAUAUCAUAUGAAAGUUUUUGUAUUGCUUUAAGACAUAUUCAUGAUAAUAAACUUAGUAGUCAUAAAAAUAUUUUUAAACCUUUUAUGUCUACUUUUAGACAAUAUAUAUUAGUUAAAAAAGAAAAAAUUAAGUUUUUAACAGAACAAGUAGUUAAGAAACCUAAAAAAAAUUCAUGUAAUUCAGAAGAUUAUUAUUCUAAAUAUUUUAUGGAUGAUAAAUUUUUUGAUUUUGAAAAAUUAUAUUUACAAUAUUUACAAAAAGAAAGUUCUGAGGAAAAUGAUCCAUGUAUGAAAGCUUUUAAGGCAGUAAAUGAAAAAAAUUCUAAAAUACUUUCAAAUGCAUUGGAUAUUAGUGGAGUUGUUGGUACAACAUGUAAACAUGGAAUUCCAGUGAAAUUUUUAAAUAUAAAAACAGGAGAAAGAUUAGUAUAUUCUUUAUUUUUAUUAAAUAAUAUUUUAGAUAAAUUUGGAUCACAAAUUAAUGUAAAGAACAAACUAAAUGAAACAUCUUUACAAUUAAAAGUUAAAGAUGUAUGGUAUGCAGUUUCUGUAUUUCAUGCUUAUACUCAUGAAGCUUCUUGUCAUAAAGACUUUGGUCAUAUUUGGAAAGAUACAAAAACUACUACUUCAAGUCACCAUAAAUUUAUACUUUCAUUAGUAUUAGAUCAUUUUGCAGAAACCAGAAUUCAAAAAAUUGGUACUAUUAAAUCAUCUUGGAAAAUAAUUAAAGAUGAUUUAAUUAAUCCAAAAUAUCAACCAUUACCUACUGUUUCUUCUGAUAUUAUUUUUGAAAAAAUAAUAUUAAAAGAAAAAAUUGAGAAUGAAAUUAAAAAAUAUAAUAAUCAUAAAAUAAGAAAAACAUUAAUUUGGGCAGUAUUAAAAUAUGCUUAA